AUGCCGUCAGACCCGCCGCUAAGCGAUAAGCUAUCCAAAUUGAGCCCCAACCCCAACUCUGAUCCCACAUUGGAGCUAACCGAGUCGCUGGAGUCGGAAUUACUUGAUGAUGACGUUGAAAGGCCGAUAGACAACUGGGCCGGUUGUUUCAGGGAGGCUAGCAAGUUGUUAAGUAGCAUCGUUUUGUCGACUCAUAGUUACGAUUCUGACUUUGUAUAUCUGAUCGAGAAUUCAUCUAUACCCGACCCUUUCUGGUAA
Serpula lacrymans var. lacrymans S7.9 is the source of this 258-nucleotide messenger RNA. RefSeq lists its product as uncharacterized. NCBI's taxonomy places the organism in Eukaryota, Fungi, Basidiomycota, Agaricomycetes, Boletales, Serpulaceae. Bases 1 to 258 code for a protein of 85 amino acids. The transcript has 3 exons. The record is from RefSeq and is a predicted model, not a curated record.